Messenger RNA from Culex quinquefasciatus (southern house mosquito), 2638 nucleotides. It is a transcript of the gene fkh, whose product is annotated as protein fork head. The record is from RefSeq and is a predicted model, not a curated record. The transcript has a single exon. Lineage: Eukaryota; Metazoa; Arthropoda; Insecta; Diptera; Culicidae. Gene Ontology annotation, biological process: cell differentiation; regulation of transcription by RNA polymerase II; anatomical structure morphogenesis. Gene Ontology annotation, molecular function: RNA polymerase II cis-regulatory region sequence-specific DNA binding; DNA-binding transcription factor activity, RNA polymerase II-specific; protein domain specific binding. Bases 1157 to 2473 code for a protein of 438 amino acids.
UGUUUGAAAGCCAAAUAGUAGUUAUUCCCCUCUGCAAACAGUCACAUCUUGUUAUUCCGGAGAGGCGCGCACAGGCACCGUUGCUGCUGCUGCUUCUGCUGUUGUAACCCCGUGGCAGACAAAGUUUGAACAACAUUAUAAUAUAUAAACAUAAUAUAAUAAUAAAGCUCUCGCGCGCGCAAGCUGACGCUUUUGGACGAGUGCUCCGCGUGAAAAGUUUCGUGAAAAUCGGUGUGCGACGGCAUUUUCCGGCGUGAAAAUCGUGAGUGAGUGCUGGAACUUUGCGCGAGGACCACCAAAAUAUCGAGCGCCCACCAACACCAACGCAAGAAGUCACGCACGCAUCGCUCACGCACGCACUCCGUUUCGGAGAGUCCUUUCCAGACUCACUGGAGAGCGCGAGCGAGGAUCAGCGCGCUGAAUCGCACAUAUUUGCCUUUCCAAUCAGUAAAACGACACUGGUAUUUGGGUUGCAACGAGUCAACAUCGAGCCGAGCCAAGGGAAGGAGCGUUCCGGGUUUAAGGUCUCUUCAAGUCGACCUGUUGAAGUCGAACCCGACCGCCCGUAAACCAGGGACUUUGGAUAUUCCGGGUUUGUUUGCUACUCGGCGGCAGUUGGACAAGUCGGAAGCCCCGGGAUACACCAGCUGUACCCCCAGCGUAUGUGUGCAGAGUGCUUAAGUUUUUGUGUCCACACAAAACUCGGUCUCCGACGUCGAUGACGUGAGUUGGACGGCAGUGACGACAUUUGCCACAAGGAACACCCCCGUCUACGUGCAAGUAGUGUGAGGCAUUGUUUGUGUUUAUUAUUGAAUUUUGAACCAAGUCCUCGUGUCACGUCGAAUAGUGUGUGGCUUGUGAGGUUCGAAUUUUUGGGUAAUUGGGUGAAGGUGUUUGUGCCGUAGGAGUAGAUGUGAGUGUGAACAAACAAAGAGAUAACAACACAUACGCCGGGAAUGCCCCAGCACCGAAUGAUAAACAAUAUCGGUCGUGUGUACGACGAGAAGACGCAAUCGGAAUGUGCCGGGCAGUGAGAUGAUCGAUCAAUGACGCGCGCCGUUCUGAAGAGUGAUUUCAAUUGAUAGAUCUGUUCCAAGUGGGCUUAGUGGUCAGAGUACAACGCAACACAGGACUAGGUGAAACUUAAGUAGUGAAGAUGCAAAAACUUUACCCGGAAACGUCGAUCAACAGUUCGAGCAUGACCGGAGGAAACAUGAGCCCGAUGGCUACGACGUACAGUAUGAACAGCAUGGGGAUGACAGUAGGUGGGAUGACUUCAGUUUCGCCUCAAGGCGGAAGUUUUGGAUCAUCGGUUUUGGGAGGUUCGGGAAUGUCCGGAAUGGGAGCCGCCAUGAAUUCCAUGUCCGGCCAAUGCCUAACUUCGGCACCACUUGGGUACAGUUCGAUGGGAUCGCCCAUCCCCAACAUGGGUUCAUGCAUGGGUGGUAAUGGGAUGAGCUCAAUGGCGGCCAUGACCGGAUACUCGAGCGUACCCGGAAGUCGAGAGGUUCUCGGCGAUCCAGGAUCACCCAAUUCUGCUGCUCUGCAGCGAGUUCGGACGGAGAAGCCGGCGGCAACAUACCGGCGGAAUUAUACGCACGCCAAGCCUCCAUACUCGUACAUUUCACUCAUCACGAUGGCCAUCCAGAACAACCCGCACAAGAUGCUAACCUUAGCGGAGAUUUAUCAGUUCAUCAUGGAUCUGUUCCCGUUCUAUAGACAGAACCAGCAGCGGUGGCAAAAUUCAAUCCGGCAUUCGCUUAGCUUCAACGAUUGCUUUGUCAAAGUGCCCCGGACUCCGGACAAGCCUGGUAAGGGUUCGUUUUGGACGCUCCAUCCCGAUUCGGGUAACAUGUUUGAGAACGGAUGCUAUCUCCGACGGCAGAAGCGCUUCAAGGACGAAAAGAAAGAAGUGAUUCGGUCUAUGCACAAGAGCCCCGUCCACGGUAUGGAUGCAACCAGUCCAGAUAAAAAGGACCACCACGAGGAUCACCAUCACCAUCACCACAGGGAACACAAGCUGCCCGGGCCGCAUGAUACGCACGGAAUGCUGAACUCUGCCCACGGUAAGGAUACCGAUGCUCUGGCAAUGCUGCACGCCACCGCUGACCUCUGCCUAGCACAGCAAUCCCAAUCGCACCACGGAGCACACCACCAGCAGCUCCAGCAGGAGGAAUUGUCCGCCAUGGUGAACCGGUGCCAUCCAUCGCUGCUCAGCGAUUACCACUCGAUGCACCUCAAGCAGGAACCGCCCGGCUAUACGCCCUCUAGUCAUCCGUUCUCCAUCACCCGGUUGCUGCCGGCCGAAUCCAAGGCCGACAUCAAGAUGUACGACAUGAGCCAGUACGCCGGCUACAACGGCCUGAGUCCCCUGCAGAACUCGCACGCUGCGGCGGCUGCCCUCGAACAGAACUCCUACUAUCAUCAGAGCCUCGGAUACCACCACGCAUCGACAGGCACCACCAGCUUGUGACAUCAGUAUCCGUUGGCAUAAGUGAAGCUGAAGAACUACUACGGCGGCAGCUGCCAGAGUAGUGGCGGCAGCAGCGGUAGUACCAACGGAACCAACAACAACGCUCAUCACCACGCCAACAGCAACAACAUUCAUCACCAGUUCGGCAGCAGUGGCGGCCAUCAC